GAUACCGAGUCUUACCAGCUUAACCUUAAAUGGUGCGAAUUACAAUCCCUUAAGCUAAACGGGGAACGAUUAACGUGGACGAAUAACCUUGAAUCGUUAAAGAAUUUUGUGGAAAAUGGCUUGAAACUACAAGGAAAGUGGUCGUCGCCCGGAGGAAACGUAAAGCAAUUCAAAAGUUCUAACAAUAAUCUUGUCAUCAACUGGUAUAAUAAGAAACAGCUAACCCUUUGUUUCCAAGGUCGAGAUGGUCCCUCCUUAAAGGACAAGUUGGUCAAGUUUAUUCAAAAUAAACAGGGAACAGAAGCUGAUACGCCUGUCUCGUAUGCUUCAACAACCGAGCAAGAAAUUCCGCCUUCGCAAGAAGCCAAUGGCAUCUGCAGUAAUCGACUAGCUUCGGCCGCCGACGCCGAACUUGAGAACAGUAUUCAAGAGCGAUCGAACUCGGUUAUCAGUGCUGAUAUUGAGGGCUUAAAACUGGAUUUACUAAUUCUUCAGAAAAAGGUUGAAGCAAAUACAAGCCUUCUGUCGACGAAAUGCAAAUUACAAGAAACCGCUUUUAGCGCCGAGCUCCUCGAUUACAAAGAGAGGUAUGAGAAGGUGUUAUCGACAUUAUCUAAAAAAGAUAAUGAAAUUGAGGUGUUGGAGGAAAAGUGUUUUUCCUAUGAGAGCCAAGUUUUGUCCUUGCAACAAGAAAAUGAUUCUCUUAAGCUGGCAAUGAAGAUCAUUAUGCAAGAAAGAAGCGAGGGCGAAUGCCGCCAACAAAAGAUAUGUGAUUGUUGGUCCCAAGUGGGCACACUUGGGAAAAGUGUGAAUGAUAAACAUAUCCAACGGCCGUUGGCGGCCUGCAAUAUAGUAACUCAGAACAGAUUUGAGCCCCUUAGAAGUGAGGUACAAUUCCAAGUGAGAAAUGAGGACAACUAUACUGCAAAUAACGAAGAAAGUCGCCAACAACAGCAACAGCAACAUUCACAUGUUGAUUCAUCUGAAGCGAGCCGGGCAUUUGAUUCAAUUCCAACUAGUCAUAACCGCUAUCAGGCCUUACUUGUCUCUUCUCCUUCGAGUCAAGUAUCCUCUGAGAUGCCACUGCAUCAGUCUGGAGCGCACGCAAAUACCUCUCGAGUUAGUGCAAAUAACUCCAAAAGCGGUGAAGUCGGAAAGACAAGACCCAUAGUGCUUAUUGGUGACUCAAUGAUAAAACACAUUGAUCCAAAAAAGCUUUCGCAAAGACAUGUACAUAAAUUCUCAUAUCCCGGGAAAACCACUGCUGAAAUAGCUGAAGCUGUUGACAACAUCGCUGUUGCAUCCGCGGAUCCUUCUCACGUCAUCAUCCAUACUGGCACCAACAAUCUUCCGUCGGAGUCUGCCGAUUCAUGUGUCGCCGAUAUCAAGAGCCUUGUAUUGAAGGUGAAGAGCAAGUUUCCUAACUCAAGCAUUGGUCUCUCGGGUAUAGUCUACAGAGAAGAUAUCAACGUCGAUGCUAAACGCAUUGAAGUUAAUGAGAGGGUCAAGCUCACAGCAGUAGAUAAUAACUUUACUUAUAUUGAUAAUUCGGUUAUUGACGCCUCAGCAUUAAAUGGUAGUAGACUUCAUCUGAAUGCCAAAGGUUCGUCAUUGCUGGCCGUGCAAUUUAUUAAGUUUUUAAGAUCUGGUUCUGGCAAGUAUAAUCAGUCUCUUAAGGGUUUUCAGUCCUCAGCUAUCCAACAACUGGUAAAGCUUCUGAUGGAACUGGGAAACCUUCCCUCUCCAGCUCGCAACAGGAGACGCCCACGCUAG
Messenger RNA from Porites evermanni, 1773 nucleotides. NCBI's taxonomy places the organism in Eukaryota, Metazoa, Cnidaria, Anthozoa, Scleractinia, Poritidae. The record is from the annotation of a GenBank genome assembly.